AUGUCGCCGGCAACGGGCAAUGCGAACCCGAGCUAUCGGCAUGCCAGGCAUAUCUCCUCGUUGAUGAAGGAGCCUCUCAUCGACACGACGGAAGAGGACCAGCAGCCAGCUAGCCCUCCUGCUCGACCUCGCCGUGUGUCGCAAUCGCUGAGGACUCCUAGCUACAACCAUGCUAGACAUGUGUCGUCGUUGAUGAAGCCGCUACCCAUGGAGACGGAUCUUACGGCCGCUGAGAAUCCCAAGGCAGACCGCCGUCCAGCUCCGCCGGUACCUGCAGCGCCUCUCUCCAGCAUUGCUUACCAAAUCUGGCCCCCCCCGAACGUCAAUCACAGGAACAUCUCUGGACGUCUGUCAAAGCCUUUUGGGCUCUCAACAUUCCAUGAUCUAGAGACACGCUCAGCAGCCUCGAUCCAGGAAAAGCUCGCAACUAUCCACAUUGCCGAUGCAUCCAGCCCCGACGAGGGUUCAGUCCAGGAUCAGGAUCAGCAAGAGCAUGAAUGGGUUCCUCGAAUGCUUCGGCCGCGACCCAGCUACGCCCUUGCCGCUUGUUUUGCAGUUUGCGUCGUUCUGCUGCAAGUAUUCGACAUUUUGGACCGCACCCGUGGUGGAUUUGCUGUCGGGGCCGACAUGAGAUCUCAGGCAAACUACAUCCCGACACUAUUCGUGGUGCCCUUAGGCUUUUUGUGGAGUAUGCUUUUGCAAAACCUGAAAGAAGUCGGUCCAUGGUCUCUGAUGGCAAGAGGCUGGACCCGCGCCGAGGACGGAUUAUAUUUGGUCAACUACAUUGAUGCUCUAGACAUCCGAGGAUUCGCUCUCUCCGUCAGGGUGCGCCAGUUCGGCGUGAGUCUGGGCUAUAUUGGUGCUGUUCUGUGUGGUGCUUUGCUGCCUUUCGCCAACACCUUGUUCUUCACCGAUCCAAUACCACGAAUGACCACAACACCCCACGCCCUGUUCAGAACUUCACGGCUGCUUGUCAAUGAUACCUUGACUGGAAACGGAGGCUCUACGAAGAACUCGUCUGCUUUUGACCCACAAUCCUUCAUUACCUAUAUGGCUAUUCAGAGAGAGAGCUUUGGAUUCCCCAGGUGGACGAUUCAGCAACACGCCUUCGACAGCUUCAAUUUGACGGCCCCAGGAACUGAUUCGAAUCUUGACGUCUCGGGCGACGCCAAUAUCACGCUAACGGCCACGGCCAGUGCAUUCGGCAUCAACACCACCUGCGACCCGAUAUCUUGGACGUUCUACGAUGUUGUGCCCGCCUUGAACUCCUCUGUCACUCAAACUCGGCUUAUGCCCAACCUGACCGACCUCGUGAAGGCGAAGUGCAUCAUUCGUCCUGAAGAUUACCCCCAAUUUUCCCUUGACACGGGAAAUGUCACCGCAUGGUUCAACUAUACAACAUGUGGGGAGUACCAGUGCUCAAAUCCACCGACGGACUCCCUCUCUUUCAAUCCGAAUAACUGUGGACAAAAUGAAAGCGAUGAUCUGCGUUUGAUGCUGAAUGUGUGGAAUCCUGAUACCUUUGACGGCGACACGUCCGCUCUUUCAACUGGUACCGCAACCAUCUCAGGCCUGCUGUGCAAAAUUGGCUUGUUCACCGCAGAUUACGAAGUCCGCGUAGAUGCGCGAGAGGCCAGACUCCUCAAUGUUGGAAACGCUCCCACUUUCCUCGAGAAGCUAUCGAUCAAGAAUCCAGAGUCCAUCGUCCUGAAGGUCAAUCAGUUCCUGAGGCAAAGUGAUGGAGGGUUACUUGACCUCGCCGAUGACAGCGGCCAUCAUUUUCCGCUUGAGGUGUUCCUAGAUGACCCUCUAUCCGAAGCAGCAUCAUCUACUCAACCCGAGUACUUUCAAAAUGGAGAGACAGGCUAUUUCCCCGGCGCCGUACGACCCAGUUCUGAUUUGACAAGAGCAAUCGAGAUUGAUCCAAUCAUUCUCAUGAUGUCGCGGGGCAACAACCUUCGUAUAGCAAAUUAUGCUAAAGAGCCGUUGCAAAUGCAGAAAGACAUGUCGGACUUAUUACAAACGCUUGUCUCACAGAUUGUCAACACUGAGUACCGACGUGGAGACGCCGUUGCAAUAGAAGGCUUGUUGACGAUAUCGACACCCGUUAUUCGGAUGCGACAAGUCUCCUUACGGAUCCUACAAGCCAUAUUGAUAUUUCUACUCGCCAGUGCAUUGUUAACAAGCACAAAAUUUAGACCAAGAACACAUCUACGCACUGACCCUCGGACCCUCGGCGCAAUGGCCAUGCUUCUUUCAAGAAGCGGCACGAUUGAAAAGCUCUUGCAGGACGCCGGCUGUUUCUCUGAACGUGCCUUUCUGUCUCACCUGAGAGGGCAGUAUGUGAGGACAAUGACCAAAGACGGUUACACCAUCCUCGAGCUUCAGGAUAGUCAGCGGUAUUCUAAGAUGCUGCACUCCCUCCACAAGCGCAGGGAGCUAAAGCCACGCCCGUGGUACCAUACGAGCCUGACCCUCCCCUAUCUCAUGGCCCUGGGAGGUGCAAUUGCACUUGCGAUUUUGACUCUGGGCCUUUUGUGGUGGCGGAACGAGACAACUUCAGGCAUUGCACCCACAAGCGGGCAAGGAAGCCAUGCCAUCAUAUACUUUCUUCCUGUAUUCCUGAUCUUGCUGACCUAUGCUAUCCACAUAGUUGACGUGGCUGUCCAGUGCUUACAGCCAUACAUUCUACUCUCGAGCAAGCCCGUGCGCGCGAUCGCAGGCCUAAGCUUCAAUCCCAGUAAAACCUCACCUUUCACAGUCGACUACCAGUCCUUGAAACAGUCGAGGAGCACCAUUUCCGCAUUCAGCUUCCUUGCCCAUUUGAUUGUCCCUACCGUCAAACUCAUAGCAGCAGGCCUGUUCUUCACCGCGCUGCAGCCAUCUUUCAGGACAACAUCCGUCCCCUUCGAAUCUAGCCUCGUCAGCAACCUCGACACAUAUAAUCUCACCAACUUCCAGAGCUCCGACGCGCACGAAGAACUCUUGCGCGCAAGAGCCAUGACCCUGAUCCAGUCCAAUCCCAGCAGACUCAAGGAGAACUCGCCGGUGGGACUUCUUGACGGUCUCAUCUUCAGCAACGUCACGAACCGCAUGAGCAAUGAGGAUGUGGACACGAUCCUCGACUCUGGAGCCGACAUGCGUAUUCGUAUCCCCGCCAUCAAGGUAACACCCAUUUGUAGACAUUUUAGCACGGAAAAUUACACCGCCAUCACCCCCUUCGAGGACGUCGAUAUGAAUUCGACAAUCGAUAUCGUUUGCAACGAGGGGCGCGGGCUAAGGAGAUGCCCGAGCCAGAGGGUGGAUUCGAUGUUCACCGCCCUAGCUAACUCUACCAAUGACCUCGAAUACUUCUGGAACAGAGACUCCCUUGUCGGCUCCCCUGGCUCGUCCUACGCACCUCAAAGCCCCGAAUUCGACGGCCUCAACGUCUUCCAGAACGUGACCACAUUCUUACUAGCAAAGACCAAUCAACCUGACCCUACGGCACCUGGAUUCAAAAUCACAGACGUGGCGAGUUUCUGGUGCAAUAUGAACUACAGCGCCAUCGAAAUUGAUGUCACUGUGAGUCGACCCAGGCGGGCUGCUCUAGGCACGCAACAAACGCUCCCCCUGGCCAUCAAGAGCUACGACGUGAGAUCCAUCACCCACAUCCUCGACCAGGACCACGCAGCCUACAACAUCUCACACCUGAACUGGACCAGCAUCAAUCGCCUUUCCACCUUCCGCAGCGUCUACCCACUGGAGGGCAGAAACCUCCUCUACCAUACCAUAAAAAUGCGAAACCCUAAAUUCACAGACGAUGACUUCGUCAAGUCACCAAAAUUACUCUCCAAGGCUGGCGGCAAAAUUUUGAAGCAUUUCGCUGCCAUAAUGAUAGACUCUGCCCGCCCAUUCGUCGACCCAAUGAGCGCAACGCAGUCUCAAGCCGCCAUCGUCGAUGCCCAGGUCGUCACCAUGCGCUCCAAGCUCAUCCAAGACAAGAACAUCACCAUCGCCCUCCAAGUACUGCUCGGAACUCUCCUGCUCUACAGCCUCAUCACCGCCUUCACUGUAAACCGAAAAGUGACUCUCGUGAAAGCUCCCCACAGCAUCGGCUCGCAGAUAUCCCUCCUGACUGGGAGCGAGCUCGUCCGCCUGGUCCGGGACGAAGACCUUAGGAGGCGGAAUUUUGGUGAGUCUAGCAGUGAAGAUGCCCUAUGGGGUGCUUGGGAAGGCUUCCUUGUCCAUCUCGGCUGGUGGGAGCGCGCCCAGAGCCGCAGUCCGAAUCUCGCGAGAUCUGAGAUCGAGGUCGAUACUUGGAUAAGAGGCGGAGAUGUCGAUCGUGGAGAGCGCAGGUUUGGAAUCGAUGUGGGCGAGGCUGCGAGGAGACCGUGA
Molecule: messenger RNA, 4377 nt
Organism: Exophiala aquamarina CBS 119918
Lineage: Eukaryota; Fungi; Ascomycota; Eurotiomycetes; Chaetothyriales; Herpotrichiellaceae
Exons: 1
Coding region: 1-4377 (1458 amino acids)
Source: RefSeq, a predicted model, not a curated record